Molecule: messenger RNA, 4723 nt
Organism: Limulus polyphemus (Atlantic horseshoe crab)
Lineage: Eukaryota; Metazoa; Arthropoda; Merostomata; Xiphosura; Limulidae
Product: aprataxin and PNK-like factor
Exons: 9
Coding region: 1362-2393 (343 amino acids)
Biological process (GO): double-strand break repair
Cellular component (GO): site of double-strand break; nucleus
Molecular function (GO): 3'-5' exonuclease activity; DNA-(apurinic or apyrimidinic site) endonuclease activity
Source: RefSeq, a predicted model, not a curated record
CUCGUUGCUUUGUGCCAUAAAGCAACAAACAACCAAACAAACAAUCAACCAAGUAGGCCUUGGAAUGUACAAGUGAUACACUGUUGUCGCAACACGUAUGUACCCGACAACUAUGAUGAUUUUAAGAUUUUGUUUAGCUGUUAAUUAUGAUUUUUUAGCUAAAUUCAUAUAUUUUGGAAAUUUGAUAAAGGAGAGAUUAUUACAUGAAACAUACUGACAUCUUAAUAUAUUUCCUAUUACUGAGUUUAACUACAAAGUUUUGAAUAUUGUAGGGUAAGUGAUUUUUUCAUGUAAGAUGUAUUGUCAUCUAGUAAUUUGUAGUGGAAUUACUAAUUGCUAUGUUGUUCUGAAUAAUUUGUAUUAAUUCAAAUAAAAAUGACUCACUACAACUGAAAUAUAGCUAAAUGUACACCUAUUUUAGUGCUGUAAUCUAGAUUUUUCAAAUGCUCAUUUCCUUCAAAUUAUAAAAUAAUAGAUACAGGAUAAAAAGAGCAUUAUGUAAAGGAGAAAUUUUAGUAUAUAUAUUUUGUAACUAUUAAGCCUCCUUUUACAAUAUUUUACUUUGGUACUAUGCUGUAAAUUACAUACAAUAGUGUGAAUUUCUUUUCUGCAGGUCUAAAUUUAAAGAGAUACAAAAAAUCUAGAAAAUCAUCAUUAGUCUUGAAAAGGAUGAGAAAUUAUUUAAAGAUCUAUAGAAAUUCUGCAGGAAUAUAUUUCACUUAAACCUGUUUAAGCAUUUUGGAUUUAAGUCUGAGUAUUCUUAAGAUUAUAAGUUCCAAUGUAUAAAACAGGUACAAGUCUUCAAUAAUAUUACUAAUAGUAAGUGAUUGGGUUAUCACUUUUUGUUGCAUAUUAUAUAUAUCUCAUGUUGAAUCUCUGUAUUGAGCAUAACAAGUUUUACCUCUGCCAAUAUCACUCAACUCUAGGUUUUUUUACAAUGAAAGUCAGAAGUCAGUAGGAAUAAGUGUAAAAUUUUAGUUAUGUAAUGCUCUUUAGGAAAUAUAGUGCUGUGAUAAAUCUGGAAGCAUGACUUGUAUUUACGCUCAGCUAUCUUUGGAGGUACAGAUAAAUUUUGUUCAUUAUUAAGAUCUGUAGUUUUUUUAUUAUUGCUUUGUAGGUCCAAGAAAAAUGAAAGUUUGAAUGACCAUUCUCACCCUGUUAUACCUGAUCUCUCUAAACAACCUAGUCAAUCCAGUGAAACAGAGAAAAAGGAAGGUAGUUUUCAUGAGAAAAAAGAGGUAGAAGAAAAUACAGAUGAUUUGAAGCAGAAUGGGUUCAGCAAACAUCAGUCAGAUUCAUCAUUAAACAAGGAUCUUUGCCACCAGCAAGAUGUAUCAUAUACAACAGAAGGAGAAGAUCACAUGCUUCCUAAAAAGGAAACUAUUUUGCCAACUUCUCUGAAAGCUAUUGCACAGCCUUCUUCCAUAAGUAAGUCAGGUCAACAACCAUCAUUAGAAAGAAUGAUACCUUCUCAGCUGUCUCCUGAAAGGAAACCGACUUCAACAUAUCUUGAAAAUAAAACAAUUCCAGAAUUAAUUCGUGAAGAGAAGCUGACUACACUGUCUUCUGCUGAGAAGAAGGAUGUUUUACAAGUUCCUAAAAGGAAGAGAACUUUACCUGCUUGGUUGGUACAAAUAGCAACCUCAUCAGCAAGAAAAUUAGAGACUAAGAAACCUGUUUCGAAAAAGAAGGAAAGAGCAGUCCCUUCUCAUCAUACCAGUCCAAAGUACGAAUUUAGUGAGAGUGAAGAAGACAAAACUCCAAAAAGAGCCCCAAGAAAAAAUCGACAAUCUCGGCAAAAAAUAUCUCUGGAUGAUUUUAUUGUGAGUGAUGAAGAAUGGGAAGAGACUGAUAACAGAAAAAGAAAAAAAAGUGUCAGGAAGGGAAAUGAUUCUGGUAGUGACUGGGAAGUGGAAAACAGAAAGAAGAAAUGGAACAAAGAAUAUAACUCAAGUAGUGACUCUGGUGGUGGCCAUAAAAAGAAGAAAACCUCCAGGAAAGUUAUUAACAGCUGUGCUAGUAACAAAGACAUAGUUCCAAAGAAAGCAGCAGGGAAUCAGAGUUUAGGAAGUCAAAAAAGUCCUCUCAGUCCAGAGACAAAUGAAGAACUACUCACAGAAAAACAGAAAAAUAGAAAAUCUUGUAGAUUUGGUGAAAAUUGCUACAGAAAAAAUCCAUUGCACUUUGAAGAAUUCAGCCACCCUGGGGAUGCAGAUUUUGUGUUUGGAGAUGAAGCAGAAGAAGCUAGCAGUGACAAUGAGGACAACAAACCUGAAUAUCAGAAUAAUUUAAAACAGAAGAAGAAGUAUAACUAUUCCAAGAAGAAUAGGCCAAAACGAGAGGCAGCAAGAAAAGGUGGUCGAAAACGGCGUGCAGAGAAUAGAAAACAGUGAUCAAAAACUAACUUGAAGUUUAAAUAAUUUUCUUGAAGAUGACUCUGAUAUGAAUAAACAUGCAGAAUCAGAUUCAGACUGGAAUCCAGGUGAAGACAGUGAUGAAGACAUUGGCAGACUAGUAAAAGAAGCUAAAAGUUUUACAAAAAACAAACACAUAUAGAAUGGAAGCCAUUUUUUCACCCAAUGUGUUUUUUUUGGUCUUGAAUACAAAUACAUAAAGGUUAAUGAUGAAAAAAAACAUAACUAUAAAAUACAAGUUUGUAAAUAUUGAGACUAUAAGAUCUAUGCUUUUAUCUGGGUUAUUUCAUCUUUCAUUUGUGAAUGAUAAGUUGAAAUUUUGUAAAUUACACGAUUGUUACAAAGUUUUAUUUUUAAGGCUUGUAAUAUGCAAAGUGAAACUUUUUUGAGAAACUAAAAUAAAUAAGGUUCAAAUUUUAUCAGGAUUGAAUACUGAGGAACAUUCUCUUCAUAAUAAUGAAAUAUUUAAAUCUUAAAAUUGUUGAUUAAAUAAAAGCAAAAAUGUGCUUUCAAAAAUAAAUUUCGUUUUCUAUGUUCGUGUUACAGGAGCAAAAAUAAAUCUCAGUAUUUGAUGGUUACUGAAACAAGUUUUCUGAUCAGACGGAUAAAGUAAUUAUGCUUUUUGUCAGUUCUUCUGGUGUUUGUUACAGGAAUAAUACAGUUAUGGUAUGUGUUUACAGAAACAAUAUAAAUAUAUUCAUUAUUUAAGAGAACAAGGUGAUUGUGGUAUUCACUGGUUAAAGAAACGUUGUAAUUCUUGUUUUGUUUUUUCUUAUUUUGCUUGCAUUAUUCAAAGCAUUCUGCAUAUCUCAAGUUGUAUCCGAGUUAUAAAUGUUUUCUGAAUUCUUUGUAUCUACAGUUUAAUAACAAUUUAAAACUUUACUGUAUUACACUAUUAUCUGUGAAAAAAACAACUAUAUAAUUUAUACUUUCAGUUGCAUUAAAGAUUAUGCCAUCUGAGAAAUUUCAUAAUUAAGCACAUUUGUGUUUACUCUAAAGAUGCUGUCAAACAAAUGUCUGAUUUAAUAUAAUUUAAUACAUGAGUAGUUUGUAUCCCUAAUUAGGUUCUAAUAUAAUUUAAUGCUUUAUUUACCCACAAAGAUUUGGGUUUUCAACUCGUAUAGGAACAGAUAAAACUUAGUGAUGUACAGGUGUUAUGAAGUAAAGUCUGUAUAUAAACCUGUCAAGGCAGAGUAUAUUUAAGAAAUGGAUUAAUCAGACUUGUGCUGUACAAGAUUUAAACAUGUUAUAGAAGCUGUAUUUGGCCAUAUGAAACAGGCCUUUCAUCUAAAGUAUAACAUAGUUCUUAAAAUGGAAGUUGUUUCUAUAAUGAAGUAUAUAGAAAAUAUUCUUUAUUUUAGUGCAGUGUCUAUUUGCUAUUGUGCUGUAUAUUCUUGAAUGCAUUCUGUGACUUCUAAGUCUUUACUGUGACAACAAGCUGUUGGUAGGUUAGGCAGGGUGACAGUAUUGUGUUUUCAGCCAGUUUUUCAAUAAACAUAUCUUGUACAAAUAAAAUUUAAUGUGUUAAUUAUAUGACAUUGCUUUAAAACAAAUGUCUUGAGAUAGUAAAAAUCAUUUUGUUGCCUUUUAAAUUUCAAUAGUUCUAUAAUUACUCAUUUUUGUUAUUAUUUUACUAAAAUCUAAAGCUUUUACUAAAGCUUUUAACUUCAAAUGCCCUUUGAGAUUUCAAUGCAAAUAAAGGCAUAUUAACAGCUUUAAAUUUUGAAUAUAUAUACACACAGCACUUGAAGAAAAACUGUAGUCAGGUAGUUACUUUUAGUUAUAAUUUGAUUAGUUCUGUAUAAAAUUGUUAUAUGGAUUCAAAGUCAGUUUAAUUUAAUGGUAAUGUUUUAGGCUUCUGAUGGACUUUUUUUUUUUUCAAAAUGGCAUUUAGAGAAUAUAAGGAGAACAUUCAAAUAAUUCAUUACAUUUUAGUACUUCUCAAGACUUCUUAAAAAUAUAAUGAAAAACAGUUAUCAUAUAACUUUUGGUAACCUUUUAGUAAAAGUAUGUGUGUUGGUCAUCAAAUUUUUUAUUCUUUUCAUUUACCAGGAAGGUGUGGCUAGCUUGAUAAAUGUGCACAUCUUGAGAAUCUAUGGACACGAUUUGUUCCUUUUGUCUAUGCUUGUAUGACAAAUAAGAGGUUCAGAAUUCUCAGUGGAAUCAAAUAGUUUCUUGUUGUUUUUAAGUCCAUUUGUUACAAGUUUUAAGAGUGUAUCGAUAGCUUUAAGAAUAUAGAUGAAAAGUUAUUAAUCAGACAUGAUGUAUGUGUAUACAAUUGCCUCAUUAAAUUACUUGUUUUACUGGUA